UGGAGAUCUUAUAGUGCUAUGGAAAGGAGAAAUACGCGCCUUCAAGUUAUUUUAGAGCGACUUUUGCAUUGUGAUUAGUGGGAAAUGACAUUAUGGCCAAAGUUAAUAUAAGCAAUGUUGUCGUUUUAGAUAACCCUUCACCAUUUCAAAACCCUUUUCAGUUCGAGAUAACUUUUGAAUGUCUGGAGGAUUUACCUGAAGAUUUGGAAUGGAAAAUUAUCUAUGUUGGGGCAGCUGAGAGUGAAGAAUAUGAUCAGACAUUAGAUUCCGUUUUAGUUGGCCCAGUUCCAGCGGGAAAGCACAUGUUUGUUUUCCAAGCUGGGCCACCAAACACAGAGAAGAUCCCGGUAGAGGACGCAGUGGGGGUGACCGUCGUGUUACUAACGUGCUCGUACCGCAGCAAGGAAUUUAUACGUGUAGGGUACUAUGUCAACAAUGAAUAUUCUGACCCCGAGUUCAAAGAAAACCCACCAAAUUCACCACAGUAUGACAAGGUGGAACGAAAUAUCCUUGCUACAAAUCCUCGAGUGACAAGGUUUAAAAUAGAUUGGGAUGACACCCAAAGGACAGAUUCCGAAAAUGUGCCCCCUGUAAACAACACUGAAUCCGAGUCCAAUCAGAUGAAGGAGGCCAUACCCGCAGGCAGCAGUAAACCGCUCGCUUCUGUGUUCAGUACAGAAAGCAACAGCAACAUGGAGGUUAACUGAUACAAAGUCCAAAAAAGUCAUAGGUCAUCUCUAUCAUCGUGGCAGCACCCGCUGAAUUCAUUCAACCGCAGCAGCUACUUAUUUAUUCAUGACAAAAUGCUUUCAUGUCUUACAUUUAAGUUUCAUUACAGUUGUUGUAUAGUCUUUUGUUUUUUGGGGGAAAGUAUAACUUAAAUAGUUUAAGAAGGCAAGGGAUGUGUAGUGUUUGACUAGGGACUGGGAGAACUGUAUGUAAGCAGUAUUGUGUAGAUACUGAUACACCAUCAGAGAGAGGCUCAAGUUGAUAUGUGUUGUGAAUUUCUGAGAUAGGUCUUCGUAUUACUGUGGUAUUAAACUGUUUCAAAUAUAAUACUAUACUGAGUAGUUUUAUGUAGUCUAACAGCAUCCAUUAGACCAUUAUGGUAUGUAGAGAGAGAUUAUGUUGUUUGUGGUCCCCCCCUCCUCCAACUUUGUUAAUUUUUAAUUUUUUUUUUGGGGACAUCUUGUGCCAUUGGGAGGAUGCAACCCCAUAUUUUGGUAGGAAAAAGUAUACCUUUUAUGUGACAGCAGCAACCCCCCCCCCCCCCUUUUUUUUUCUGAAUUCACCCCAAAUAUGAAGUGCUAUGUUUAUGCACCCAGAAUUUUGGUCCAUCUCUUUGUCUUCAACUUUGACCUUGGUCACAACUUUAAAUGGAGACUGAUAAGGUUAAGGUCAAAUUUGCCAAACUUGAAUGUUGACCAAGCAUGGGUGGCAUUAUGAUUUCAUUAAACACAUUUAGUUUAAGACAACCAGUUCAGAAACUGAAUAGCUUGUUAUUUUUGAAAAGUCACACAAUUAGAAAAGGAACUUGUGCAGUAAUACAUGCAUGUAAUUGUAGUUACCCAUUGUAACAUUUAUUCAAACAUUACUGUCACCAUACCCAUCUAGCUGUCCAUGCACAGUGUAUUAAUUUGAGUGUUUUGAAUUUGGGACAUUUUGUGCUUUGUGUAACAAGUUCAGUCUGUAUAUACGUCAAAGAACCAUUCAUCAUGUAAACAUGAAUUUUUGAAACAUGUACCUAACUAUAAUGAAAAGCCCAUGCAAUAGUGUUUAAUUUUUUGUACUUCAGAAAUAAGUGUUCUGAUCUCAUGGUUGCUCAUAUUUUUUAUGCUGUUUCAGUGUGAGAAGUUUAUAUGUAAUAAACAUCUGUGAAUGAU
Ostrea edulis (European flat oyster) is the source of this 1883-nucleotide messenger RNA. RefSeq names its product histone chaperone asf1b-B-like. Gene Ontology annotation, molecular function: histone binding. Gene Ontology annotation, biological process: DNA replication-dependent chromatin assembly. Bases 93 to 707 code for a protein of 204 amino acids. The transcript is spliced from 4 exons. Gene Ontology annotation, cellular component: nucleus. The record is from RefSeq and is a predicted model, not a curated record. Lineage: Eukaryota; Metazoa; Mollusca; Bivalvia; Ostreida; Ostreidae.